ACCUGCGACCUUACUGCAUCUAUCAGUUUUUUUUGUCGCAAAACUUAAGUAUAUUAAAAGUAAGAAAUCCAUAGAAUUGAACAAAAUUCGCGACGAGCACGCAUGGAGAACGGAGUGGAACAUGGUGUGGACGAGGCGGGCGAGAACCAGGUGGUGAGCAGCUCCGACGGCGAGGGCGACUGCGAUGGUGAUGGUGUUGAGGAAGGGGAGGGUGAGGUGCUGCAGCCGCCGCCGCCGCUAAUAACAAACGAUUGUGAUGUGGAGAGGGGCGAGGGGGAGCGUGGACUGUCGGUGACGGAAGCUGUGGACGCCACUCCGGAUUCCGGACCACCGCCCCUGGACGAAGCCCCACCUGGAGCCCUGCUGGAAGACAACCUGUGCGACAAGGAUGUGGACAGCGAUGCUGGUGACGAGGACAACGACGAAGAGGCCAAGGAGAACUACGAGGGCUUCAACGGCACCGGGCGCACCGUCACCCUGCAAACCCUGAUGGCCGCCAAUGUGCUGCAGCCGGGCCUGGGGCUUAUGACCAUCGAAUAUCUGGGCCAGAAGUUCGUCGGAGAUCUGCUGGCCGACGGCAAGAUCAAAUCGCAUGAGACUGAAACCAUAUUCCUCACGCCCAGCGCCUGGGCCAUGCAUUGCAAGCGGAUCAUCAAUCCAGAAAAGAAGAGCGGCUGUGGCUGGGCCUCGGUAAAGUACAAGGGCAAAAAGCUGGACUCCUACAAGAACACGUAUCUGCGCAAGUGCGCCUUGCAGAAGGAGACGCCUCUGGAUGACUGCGACCCAGAUGCCGAACGCAAGUCCGACUCCCCGGAGAUUGUCGUCAAGCGAACUGUUUUCGCCCACAACACCGUAUCGAAUCGCAAUGUAGUUCAUGAUGCCAACAUGCUUAUUGAAUCGGUGCCGUUUACUUCAGUGGGCAAACUGCAGCCAUUCCUCAUCACAGUCAACUCCUCUGCCCUUCUGCUGGCGGACUUUCACUGCCAUCUGACGGUGCGCGAGGUGUGCGGCUAUCUGGGGGGCACUUGGGACAUGAACACACACACUCUGUCCAUCACAAAGACAUAUCCUUGCCGCAGCACGCGCUUCGAUCGACAGCGAGCCGGGGAAGUGGAGCGCGACAUACAGAAGAUGAUGAUCCAGGAUCAACUGCUGUUGGUCGGCUGGUAUCACUCCCAUCCCCGGUUCCAAGCGGAACCCACUCUGCGGGAUUGCGACUCGCAAUUGGACUACCAGAUUCGAAUGCGCGGUGCCAGCGAUCUCACCUAUACGCCCUGUGUUUCCCUGAUCAUAUCCCCUUACUAUGAUGAGAAUCCCACGCUGGAGUCGGUGGUCAAGUGCAUUUGGAUCGUGCCGCCGAACGAGAACAGGCAGUCCAUGGAGUACGGCAGGCCCAUGCUGAUGCAGUACUCGGUGCUGCCGGACAAGGAGAUACCCGAGGAGGUGCGCUCCGAAAUCCAGCUGUGCGUGGACUACUACUCGCAGUACCGGAGCGAGGUGGUCAAGUUCCGGAACAUCUACAACAACGACGUGACCUACAACGAGAAGCUGAAGAACACGCUCUACCCGAAGUUUCCCUCCAAGCAGAGCGACAAAGCGCUGUGGAACUGGAUCUGCGCGGUACUGGACUGCGAGCAGGAAGACGACUUCAUUCCACCCAAGACCAUCAAAAUCAUCGACAAUGAGGAGCUGGAAGUGAAGGAGGAAGACAAGCCUGUUGUCCUGAUGGAUCUAAGCAGCGAUGUAAAGAUACCGCCGCCACCCAAGGAGGAGCUGUUCAGUGAGGCGAUGGGCGCCUUAGAGGAGAGUGCGCGCAAGGUGGAGGAGGAGAGCAACGCACAGGCGGAGCAGAAGGCCAGCGAGCUGAAGGUGAUGUCGCUUCAGGAGCAGCUCUGCAUGCCCUCCGGACUGAACAUGAACCCGGUGCGAAUGCUCUCGCCGCUGGCCACUCCAAACCCCACGAGUCAUGCGGCAGUGCUGCCCAGUUUGGUGGCCCCAACUUUGCCGGCGGCAGCCACCAGCCAGCUGCUUCCACCUCAAAUGCCCGCAGCUACCGUGCCACCAGUCAUCCCACCAAUUGCAACGACUUCGGCCCUGACCUCCGCUCUGAGUGCGUCGCCCAGGGACAGUCCCAUCACCAUCCAAUCGAACUCCGCCAGUCCGGCCAAGUUUGAGGUGCCGGUAAGGGCGUCGCCGUCGCCCGCCAAGUCGGACGCCUCGUCGCACGCCUCCACCUCCCGCACCCGUAACUCUCCGGCGCCCAGUCCGGGCAAGUUCAGCGUUAGCGACAUUGCUCGCAACAGUCCGAGCAUCACGCCCAACAAGUAUGAGGCGGCCGCAGCUGCUCUGGUGCCGCCAGCCGCAGCUUGCCUGCCCACGGCCAACGAUCUGAUGGCCGCCAGCUUGGCUCAGCUGGCGGGACAACUUCCGCCGAACUUCCUGCAAGGCGACCUGGCCGCUCUCUUCCAGCAGCAGCGCAAGGAUUACGGCAGCUCGUCUCUCAAUCAGCUAGCUGCGGCUGCUGCCAAGGUGGGUGGCUCCAAACAGAGCAAUGCCACCGCUUCCUCCGGUCUAAGUGAUCCCAAUGUGGCAGCCGCUGUGGCUGCCUACUCGAAUAGCUUCAAUAUGCCGCUGCCCACGGGAGUGGGCAUGGGAGGAAGUGGCAACAGCAAUGCCCACGGUAGCAGCAAGUCGAAAUCGGAGCGAUCAUCGAAGUCGUCGUCCUCUUCUUCCUCCUCCAACUCCAGUUCCACCUCCAAUUCGUAUAAAACAAAGCUGAUGAAGGAGCUGGACGAACUGAAAAAUGAUCCGCUUAAGAUGAGCGAGCUCAUCCGUUCUCCGGAGUAUGCUGCUCUGCUCCUGCAGCAAGCAGAAGCACUGGGAGCCACCACACUGGGCACCCUGGGCUUUGGAUCCGACUACAGCUAUCUGACUGGAGCGGGAUUGGGAGUGCCCGCUGCUAAUGCUUUGACCGGAGGUCAACCCUCGAACUCUUCGUCUGGCAAGUCCUCGAAAAGUUCGAACGCCGCAGCAGCGGCGGCGGCGCUCAGUGCCGAUUACAACAACCUGAUCCAGGCAUCGAAGCUGCUCGGCUACGACUCCUACAUGCAGCAAAGCAAGCAGAGCAACGACCUGAACGCGUUCCUCCAGCAGCAGAUGGCAGCGGUGGCCGCCGCCUCGAUUCCUCCGCCACAGCAGACUUCGUCCAGCGGCAGUUCCAACAGCAGUUCAUCCAAGAAGCAGCAGCAACAGCAACAACAACAGCUGCAGCAGCAACAUCAGCAGCAACAGCAGCAGCAACAACAGCAGCAGGCGGCUGCGCAGGCGGACUACACGGCUCUGCUGCAGACCUACACCAAGUUGUUUGAUCCCAACAACCAAUUCGCAGCGGCAAUGAGCUCCAACAAGCAUAUGGCCGGAGCCCACAACGAGCUCUCCGCUCUUCUCUCUUCGGGAGUGGGCGUGGCAGGCGGUGGUGGUGGUGGAGGAGGUGGGUCAAAGCAAAAGCAGAAGGACAUACAGAGCGAUAUGCUGAAUCAGCUGCUGCAGCUCGAGAAACAGGACUCGGAGAUCAAGGCUCUUUUGUAUCGUCAAAACAAAGCUGCGGCUGAUUUGGACGCCCUGUUUGCCACGCCCUCGGGCGCGGUUGUGGGUGCUGGAUCCUCGGCUAAUGCCAUGAAGUCCGGAAACUCCUCGGGCAGUGCUGGCGUUUCCGGCAUGUCCUCACCCUCUUCCCUGUCCAAUCAAGCGGCCUACUAUAACGCGCUGGCGCAGGAAAAGAUGCAGGACUAUGCUGCCUUCUUUCAGCAGCAGCAUGGCAAGUACGGUAUACCCGAUCCACUGUCGAAAACCACACUGGCGGCCAACAACAUGUUCAUGACUCCUUCGGCCCUGUUCAAGAUACAGCAGGAAUCGCUGUCGGCCAUGAUGAUGAAGCCGCCCAAGUCCACGACGCCUUCAUCGGCGCGCACCCGGGAAUCAUCGGCCUCGCCAGCCUUGGAGCGGCUGACGCCCACCAAGUCGGCCAACAGCGGAGGAGGAGGCGGUGGAGGCGGUGGCGGUGGGGGAGGCAGCAACUCCAACUCUGCCGGCAAGUAUAACUUUAGUGCCGUGGACCUGGCCAUCUCGAGCGUGCCCUCGAACACACCCUCGCCGGCGCCCUCCGACGGCAGCAGCAGUUCGUCGCAUCGACGUCCCUCGCCGGACUUGAGCCGCCUCUACGGAGAGCUGGCCCCGCCUGGAGCACUCCUCGGCAGCGGUGGAGUGCCCAAGAAGCGCAUGGAGUUCGCCUCGGUGGCGGAUCUGGCUGCACCGCCGCCGGCCAAGAUGCCCAAGAACAGCAUGGGCGAUGACAUCCUCAACCUGUCGCACGACUAAAGUAGCCCAAAUGGAAUGGAAUCCUUGCCAGAGCAAUCACAAUCGCAGCCGCAAUCGCAAUCGCAGUCGCAGUAUUUCCCCAAAACAGUAUAUAUUCCCAUACUUAAUGCCGCGUAGCAUCCAAUUAACAUACCAGUGUCCGUCAUUUUAAUCGCCCAAUCAGUAUCUCUCUGGACAAACGUUUUAUUUUAUUUCUUCCUUUUUACUUAAUUAAGCUAGUGUAAAGUUCAUUGAUCAGAAUAAUGAAUUUACAAUCAUUUCUUUUUGAAUACCUAUAUAUUAAAAUAUGUUCUUCAUCCAGAUAUGCCGUGCAUAUCCACAAUGAUUUUCUCAGUCCUACGAGUGAAUCUCCGCUUUUACUCACCUUUGAAGGGCUGUAUGUCCUUAAACGUUUAAUUUAAUGUACUCGUACUAAUUUAGGUUUAAUUACCGCAUAAAAGUACUUUAAGUAUUUUAAUAUACAGACAGCGCACAACACAUCAACUGUAUUGUAUUGUAUUGCCUACCGCAUUAACUAUAACUUUGAAUCUUUGCCGCAAUAAAUUAAACGACUAGUUACUUAGUUUACGAAA
Messenger RNA from Drosophila gunungcola (fruit fly), 4949 nucleotides. Its product is annotated as MPN domain-containing protein CG4751. The coding region runs from base 103 to 4377 and encodes 1424 amino acids. Gene Ontology annotation, molecular function: polyubiquitin modification-dependent protein binding; metallopeptidase activity. NCBI's taxonomy places the organism in Eukaryota, Metazoa, Arthropoda, Insecta, Diptera, Drosophilidae. The record is from RefSeq and is a predicted model, not a curated record. Gene Ontology annotation, cellular component: BRISC complex; BRCA1-A complex. Gene Ontology annotation, biological process: double-strand break repair. The transcript has 6 exons.